This is a messenger RNA of Somion occarium, 1459 nucleotides long. Lineage: Eukaryota; Fungi; Basidiomycota; Agaricomycetes; Polyporales; Cerrenaceae. The record is from the annotation of a GenBank genome assembly.
GCCUCCAAUACUUGGAGUCGUUCCACAACACCCAGUGUCAAGAAACGACACAUCAUCCUCUUAUCAGCCUGCAGACCUUGUUGCAGACUCUCGAUCUACUACGGGGCAUAUACCAUUAGACUGCUAACGCUACCUGAGCGAUGUUCGAACCAGUUCGAGGAGGCACCAGAGGAGGACAAGCCGAGUUCAAGUGGUCUGACGUCUCACAGGACAAGGAUCGAGAGAACUAUCUGGGACAUAGUAUAAACGCGCCGGCUGGUCGAUGGCAGAAGAACAAAGACAUUCAUUGGUACUCGAGAGAUAUCACGAAAGACGAACAGGCGAGGUUGGAUGAGAUAAAGAGAAUCAAAGAGGCUGAAGCGGAAGCAUUGGCGGCAGCACUUGGGUUUGCUACGGGAAACAAACCAGGCGGGCCUUCAAAUGCCGUUGCGGGCCCUGUCUCAGGUGCCAAUGCCAUAGCGGUUGCACCAAACGAGGCUUUCGAGGCACAACAAAAGGCUCUAGAAAAGGAAGAGAAGAGACGUCGCAAAGCAGAACGUAAAGAAGAAAAGCGGCUGAAGAAAGAAAAGAGACGAGCGGAACGAAAACAUCGUCACAGUGACGACCGCUCCGUUUCUCGUUCACGUUCACGUUCCCCUUCGCGCUCGGCUUCUCCGCCAGCACGAAGACCACGGAACCGAGACCGAGACGAAGAUGAUGAAUCUCCACGACUGAGGAGGAUGAGUACGAGCAGGCACCGGCACCGUAGUAGAUCGAGGUCCCCACGUCGAGAUCGAGACUAUCGCCGUGACCGAGAAUAUCGGGGUUAUGACUACGGUGCUGAAGAGCGCGAAAAGGAGCGCGAACGGGAUCGUAGACGUUGGGAUGACAACGCACGUCGUGAACGACCAGGCGCGCGCUGGAGGCGGGAUUAGUCCAAUGCUUUUAGGUUUCGGUGGACUUUUGCUUCCGUUCAGACGCGUUGGUGAGAGUUCAUGUCUCGGGCCCGGGGGGCUCACUGUUCACUGGUUCUUACUCAGAAGGAGGUGCUAGUGCAAGUGGGGUGGGUGCGGAUGUAUGUUACAUAUAUUUGGUACGUCUGCGCUCCGCUGGUGAAUGCAUUUCAUCUUGGUCUGACUCUUGUCUUUUUGUCCCACCUUCCGCUUUGGAAGUAUUUGUCUUGUUGUCUAAUGUACCUCGCUAAGUGGAGCUCAUUAUUAUAACUUUACGUCUGGACUGUCUGCUCCAUUUCACCUCAAUAUCCCUCUUUACGUCUCAACGUCUUAUUAUGCCGCUCCGUCUGCGUUAGACUCUUACCCUCAUUUGAAUUAUAGGUCACCUUCAUGUCCAGUGUAUGAUUCAUCCUCCGUGAUGAUCUCGUCGGUCUCUCUUUCGUGUCUCAGAAUGGCAACUAACCAAGUAUAAUACUAUGUAAUAUUUGCCACUCUCCGUUGGUCUUCAAAAUUGGAAUCAUAUCGAC